This is a messenger RNA of Oncorhynchus masou masou (cherry salmon), 4693 nucleotides long. Its product is annotated as glutamate receptor ionotropic, NMDA 2A-like. Bases 16 to 4617 code for a protein of 1533 amino acids. Gene Ontology annotation, cellular component: plasma membrane; NMDA selective glutamate receptor complex. The transcript is spliced from 21 exons. Gene Ontology annotation, molecular function: NMDA glutamate receptor activity. Gene Ontology annotation, biological process: excitatory postsynaptic potential; long-term synaptic potentiation; monoatomic ion transport. Lineage: Eukaryota; Metazoa; Chordata; Actinopteri; Salmoniformes; Salmonidae. The record is from RefSeq and is a predicted model, not a curated record.
CCGCCACAGCUCCCCAUGGUGACACUGAAGGGUUCCAGUAUGGGCCGUUUGGGCUGGGUCCUCCUCACCCUCCCAGCCCUGCUUUCCCAGAUCAGUGUACCAGCAGCGGCCCAGAAGCCACCUGGGAUAAGUGUUGGGGUGAUCUUGGGUCAGACGAGGCCAAUCAGUGACCAGGAUAUAAUCCCGGUGAGGCGGAACGACGACCCUGUGGAGCUGACAGUCACCACUCUGAGAAUCAACCAGACAGACCCCAAGACAGUCAUCACACAGGUGUGUGAGCUGCUCCAGAAGAAGCCUCUCCAUGGCCUUGUCUUUGCUGAUGGGUCGGACCAGGAAGCUAUCUCUCAGAUCCUGGACUUCCUGUCCUCUCAAACAUCACUUCCUGUCCUGGGGGUGUACGGGGGAUCCUCCAUGAUCAUGGCCGACAAGGAUGUGGAGUCUACGUUCUUCCAGUUUGGAGCGUCUCUGAUGCAGGAGGCGUUACUGAUGAUGAACAUCAUGGAGGAAUAUGACUGGCACAUCUUCUCUAUAGUCACCUCUAAGUUCCCUGGGUACCAGGAGUUUAUAAAUGUCCUGCGCGUGACGGUGGACCACAGCUUUGUGCGUUGGGACCUUCAGAGCGUCGUCACGCUGGACGCUGUGGACGGAGACGCCAACUCUAAAGCUCAUAUCCAGCUGAAGAGGAUCCAGAGUCCUGUUAUACUGCUGUACUGCUCCAAGGAGGAGGCCAGGUAUAUAUUGGAAGAGGCCAGGUCUCUGGGUCUGACCGGGUCGGGCUACAUCUGGAUCGUACCAAGUCUGACCACAGGGAACCCCGACUUCACCCCAGACAUCUAUCCCCUGGGGAUGAUCUCUGUGUCCUACAACGAGAUGGAGUAUCCCCUGGAGAGCCGCCUUAGAGACGGAGUGGGCAUCAUCGCCACGGCAGCCGUCGCCAUGCUGAGGGAGAAAGGGGAGGUGCCAGAACCCCAAGGGAACUGCUACAGCCAAUCAGAGAAGGGAAAGACUCUGCCCAGCGCCCUGAGAGGGCACAUGAUGCACGUGACCUACGAAGAGCGGGACCUGUCCUUCACCGUCGACGGUUACCAAGCCAACCCCAAACUGUCCGUCAUUGUCCUUCAUCCAAACAGGACAUGGGAGAAGCUGGCCCUGUGGGAAAGCUACUGCUCCCUAUUGCACAGCCCAUUGUGGAACAGGUAUAACUCAUGGGGAGACGAGGAGGCCGAUGAGAACCACCUGUCUAUAGUGACUCUGGAGGAGAAGCCCUUCGUCGUCGUUGACAACGUAGACAUCCUGACUGGAACCUGCAUGAGGAACUCUGUUCCCUGUAGGAAACAUGUUAAAGAUAACUCUACAGAAGGCGGAGGGUCCUAUAUAAAGCAGUGUUGUAAAGGGUUCUGUAUCGACAUCCUGAAGAAGAUCGCCCGGAACGUCAAGUUCACCUUCGACCUCUACCUGGUGACCAACGGAAAACACGGCAAGAAGAUCAACAACGUCUGGAACGGCAUGGUGGGAGAGGUGAUUGAAAAGAAGGCAGCGAUGGCAGUGGGGUCGUUGACCAUCAAUGAGGAAAGGUCAGAGGUCAUAGACUUCUCUGUCCCCUUCGUGGAGACGGGCAUCAGCGUCAUGGUCGCCCGGAGCAACGGCACCGUCUCCCCCUCCGCAUUCCUCGAGCCAUUCAGUGCGUCUGUCUGGGUGAUGAUGUUUGUGAUGUUACUCCUGGUAACGGCCGUCUCUGUCUUCCUGUUUGAGUUUGUCAGUCCACUGGGAUUCAACCGCAACUUGGCCCAGGGCAAAGACCCCCACGGUCCGUCGUUCACAGUGGGGAAGGCGGUGUGGCUGCUGUGGGGUCUGGUGUUCAACAACUCUGUCCCUGUUCAGAACCCUAAAGGCACCACCAGUAAGUUCAUAGUGUCGGUGUGGGCCUUCUUCGCCGUCAUCUUCCUGGCCUCUUACACAGCCAACCUGGCUGCCUUCAUGAUCCAGGAGGAGUUUGUUGACCAGGUCACGGGACUGUCUGACAACAAGUUCCAGAACCCGUAUGCAUACUCCCCUCCAUUCCGUUUUGGGACGGUUCCUAACGGUUCAACAGAGAGGAACAUCAGGAAGAAUUACCCCGACAUGCACGAGUACCUGGUGAAAUAUCACCAAGGAGGUGUGCAGGAUGCACUGGUCAGCCUCAAAGCAGGUAAACUGGAUGCCUUCAUCUAUGAUGCUGCUGUGUUGAACUACGCUGCCGGCAGAGACGAUGGCUGUAAGCUGGUCACCAUCGGCAGCGGGUACAUCUUCGCCACCACCGGCUACGGCAUCGCUCUGCAGAAAGGGUCGCACUGGAAACGACAGGUGGACCUGGCUAUACUGGCCAUCAUAGGAGAUGGUGAGAUGGAGGAGUUGGAGGCUAUCUGGCUAACGGGGAUCUGUCACAAUGAGAAGAACGAGGUGAUGUCCAGUCAGCUGGAUGUAGACAACAUGGCCGGAGUGUUUUACAUGCUGGCUACCGCCAUGGGCCUGUCUCUCAUUACCUUCAUAUCAGAACACCUCUUCUACUGGAGGCUGAGAUACUGUUUCACUGGAGUCUGUAACGGACGACCUGGUCUGCUCUUCACCAUCAGCAGGGGUAUCUGGUCUUGUGUCCACGGGGUCCAUAUAGAGUUAAAGAAGAAGCCUCCGGAGUUGGACUUCUCUCCUCAGGCCAACAUGUUGCACCUUCUGAAGUCAGCGAAGAAGAUCACCCUGUCUUCUUCAUCUCCUAAACGCUCCCCGGCCUUGCUGCAGCCCGGUAUCAUCAACAUGAUGAAAGGUAACUCUGUCGUCAGUCUGUCUCCUAAAGGCCAGGGUGGUCUCUAUAGCAACACUUCCACUCUACAGGGCUUCCUGGGUCGGCACAAAGACCUGCUGAAUAACUCAUCCCCAGGCCCGUACCCUGGGAAACCCAAACCCCACCCCCUCAGCCUCAACGACGUAGAGGUCAGCGUUACCGCCGACAACGGCAAACCCAACCCCCCCGGCCCGUCCGGCCCCGCUUCCAAACCCCGCGCCCUAUGGAAGAAGAGCGUGGAGACGCUGAAACAAGGACCAAUCCCGUUGUCCGGUCCCGUUGGUGGUCCCGCACCCGGAUCCGCUGGCUCCGCCUCUGUCCCGGGCCAUGCAACAAUGAAGAGCCAGCGUUACCUCCCUGAAGACCCGCCCCAUUCCGACAUCUCUGAGUGUUCCAGCCGGCCCCCCUCUUACAUGGAAUCUGAUCUGGGGGGGCCCAGGAUGGGGAUGGGGGGGUUCAAACCCCCAAAAGACGGGCUGAAGAAACGCCCGGUGGGGGGGGUGGGAGGUGUAGGAGGGGGAGGCGGCAGUGGGAGGAGUCACGAGAAGAUCUAUUCCAUAGACUCAGACCAGGCCAGUCUACACUCCGCCCCGCUCUACCAGAGAGACAGCCUCCAGGAGCCCCCCGACGUCACACACACGCACUCCGACCUCAGACACUCUCACUCGGAGCACUCCAACGCCGUGGACGCUUCCAUCCUGCAGCUGAGCGCCAGUCUGCUGCACCACAGCCACUCUGCCGACGCUGACCUCCACUCUCUGAAGGACAAGAAGUACAGCACCUACAAACACACCAGCACUGGAGCUGCCUCCUCAGGCAAAGACAAGAGCAAUGGUUCCUACGAUGCCCCAGGGGGCCAGAGACAGACCCAUUGCCGGUCCUGUCUAGGGAAGUUAUCAGGUUACUCUGGUCUGUACACAGUCCGCUCCCCUCAGAACCGCUGUGAUGCCUGCAUCCACCUGGGAAAUCUCUACGACAUCAGUGAAGACCACGCACACACACACACCCAGCACACACACCCUCACUCUGGCGGGGACAUGUUCACCCACUACCUGCCUCAGAGCGAGCUGGGUCUGGUGGGCGAGGGUGAUGGGUUGGUGAGUCACUACCUCCCCCCAGCCGGGACCUCCCCCCCAGGAUCUCACCUCUCCACCCAGCUCAGCCGACAGCCCUCCUACGAGAACGUCCCUGAGAAGCAGCAGCGUCGGGGGGGCGGCAGGGAGUCAGAGCGGCAGCAGAGUCAGUUCAGAGGGUUCAGUCUGCCAGACAGGGACAACAGCAGAGAUAACAACAGCUUUGGUCUCCUGGAGGAUAGUCCCUACGCUAACGUCCUCACCAUGCGCUCUGACCGACCCUACUCCUCCUCCCCCCUCAACCACUCUCUGGAUCCUGUCCUGCCCCUCCCCUUGCCCCUCCCCCGCCGCUCCAAGUCCCUGUACCCCGACCGGCCCUCCCAUAACCCCUUCCUGCAGGGCGGAGGGGGGACGGGGCAGCGAGGAGAGAACAGCCUGGCCGCUGCACAGCGCCUGGCACACGGCCACUCCGCCACCGACCUCUACAAACAACUAGUCCCCCUGGCGAUGACGCUCGGCAACCACCACGGGCAUCCCCACGGCAACCACCAGGAGUUCUUCUACCCCGGGGCCUCAGAGACGGCCGUGAUGUCGUACGUGAUGGCUCCGCCCGCCAUGGCGGCCCAGCAGCCAAUGGGCUACGUGACGGCUCCCCGGGCCUCCAGCGCCGGUGGAAACAGGCCACGCCUCUACCGACGCAUGCCCAGCAUCGAGUCCGAUGUCUGAGACACACACACACACACGCACACACACACACACACACAGCUGAACAGAACAGUCCUAGUCCUCAGUGUUUUCUAUG